AUGGAGAAAUGGUCUACAAAUAUUUCUGCUUUAUCCAUGAAGGGUCUAACCUCUACUAUAUGGGUUAGAAUGCCUAACUUGUCUUUACAAUGUUGGGAUGAAGUUAAUAUAACAAGAAUUGCUUCUAGAAUUGGUAAACCUUUAAUGAUGGAUGGAAAUUUAUUCCAAUGGGGAAGGAGGGAAUUUGCUAGAGUUUGUGUUCGGGUGAAGCUUGAUCAACCUCUUCCAUUGGGAGUUUGGGUGGAUAGCAUUUCUGGAAGGUUCUUUCAAAAACUUGAAUAUGAGAAAGUGGCCAACCUUUGUUUCGAAUGUGGUUUGAUUGGGCACUUGAAGGAUGAGUGUGGAAAAAUCAGAAACAUUUCCAAGGAGAUGAAGAUUGUUGAUAGUAAAAAUAAUGAAGUUGCUGGAGGAAGUAAUUCGCAAGAUAAAGUUGAUGAACCGUCCUAUGAUCCUUGGAUUCUUGCCAAUCACAAGAGAGGUAGAAGGCCUGUUCAAAGAAGCAAUGUGGUGAAAUCCAGCAAAUCUAUAUUUGUUAAGAAGAAUGGCAAUCUAACUGCAAUUCAAAAGGAACGUUCGUUUCCAUCUGAUACCAGGAAAAACUCUUCCCGCACAAAGAUAGCUGAUUUGGGAGAUGAAGAACAGCUAGAAGAAGGAGAAUUGGCUUUGGAAGUGGAUCGGGAAAAUGAUACAGAGAUUGGAGCUGAUGUUGUGGUUAGAGAAGGUUCUUCUGUCAGCUGCGAGGAAGUUUCUGAAGUUGAUAUGGGUACGAUCUCUUAUUAUGUUAUUCCUAAUAUAUCAAAUUCUGUUAAUAAAUUUGAUAUUCUGAAUCCUGUCAAUGAAAAUAUGCUAAAUGAAGAGGUGUUAAAUGUGGAUAAAUGUAUGGAAAUAAAUGAGGGAAUAUGUGAUGGUAAAUUAGUGAGUUUGAACAAAUGUGAAGAUGUUGACAGUAAUAUUUCUGGUAGUAUUAUGGGAAAAGACAGAAGUACUAAUGGUGAGUUUAACAAGAUGAAAUUAGCUAAAGAGCUGAAAUCUCUUGGUCCUAUUAAGAACAUUUCGAGAGGGAGGAAUUUUGAUGGUGGUGGAAGCAAAAGGAGGGAAGGGGCGGCAUCCCCUUGGUUGCAUCAAUGA
Molecule: messenger RNA, 1128 nt
Organism: Dendrobium catenatum
Lineage: Eukaryota; Viridiplantae; Streptophyta; Magnoliopsida; Asparagales; Orchidaceae
Exons: 1
Coding region: 1-1128 (375 amino acids)
Molecular function (GO): zinc ion binding; nucleic acid binding
Source: RefSeq, a predicted model, not a curated record